AUGUCUGAGUAUCAGUGUGCUGACUUUCCUCGUCGUCGCUGGAUCGGCAGCAGAUCCAGGUACGGCUCGUUUCUGCAAUCCGGCGAUGCGGCGGUGUCAGCAGGCCAAUACUCCGCCGCGCUGCGACACUACACCGCUUUCAUAGAAGCGGAUCCCAGCACGGGCCUGGGCUACACGAAGCGAGCGGCGGUGUAUCUGCAGCAGCGGAAGCACAGAGAGGCAGAGGCGGAUCUAGACAUGGCCAUUGAGGUGGAGCCGUCCUUCCUGCAGGGCUACCUGCACAGAGGCCGUCUCCGCCGUCAGCUGUGCCAGUUCUCAGCAGCUUCCGCCGAUUUUGAGAAGCUAAUAGAGUUGAAGCCGUCGCAUACGAGCGCUCGGAAGGAGCUAGCGUCAACUAAGGCAGCAGCAGAGGCCCUAGCAGCCGUUAAAAGCGCAGUAGAGUCCGGUAGAGGGGAGGAUGUGGAGAAGCGGUUAGAGAAUGACGUGCUCAGUGUAGUUCCGGACUGUAAAGAGGCGCUGUUGCUUAAAGCGAAGCUGCUUAUGGCGAAGGGGGACUAUCCGGGUGUGAUAGCAGAGGCGGGCAGGGCGCUUAAAUCGGAUGAGAACGACCUGGAAGGGCUGCUUCUCAGGGGGAGGGCGUAUCUGUACAACGGCGACCACGACCACGCACUUAAGCACUUCCAGGCAGGUCUUCGGUCGGACCCCGAGCAUGGGGAGCUAAAAAAGGCCUACAGACAGCUCAAGAACCUGGAGAAGAAAACCAAAGCGGCCACCGAGUUGUUGGAGCAGAGCAAGUAUCGCAAGGCAGCAGACGAGUUCAAGGCGGCUCUUGAGAUUAUCCCCGAUCACAAGCAGCACAACGUGAAGCUGCAGCUGGGGCUGUGCAGGAGCCUGGGGAAGCUAGGCCGAGGCAAGGAGGCGGCACAGGCGUGCUCGGCGGUGUUGGCAGAAGACAACGACAACUUCGAUGCUCUCCUGCUGCGUGGUGAGGCGCGCAUUGCCUCUGAGGAGUGGGAGGGCGCUCUGGGGGACUUCAAGCACGCACACCAGCUGAACCAGCAGAGCCGUGAAGCAGUGGCAGGGUUUCAGAGGGCGGAGCAGGGGUUGAAGAUGAGCAAACGAAAGGACUAUUACAAGGUGUUGGGGCUGGACAAGAGCGCGGCUGCUGCUGACAUCAAGAAGGCGUACAAGAGGCUGGCGCUCAAGUGGCAUCCGGAUAAGAACGUGGAGAACAAGGAGGAGGCCGAGGAGCAGUUCCGGGAGGUGGCUGCUGCGUAUGAGGUGUUAGGAGAUGAGGACAAGAGAGGGAGGUACGACAGGGGGGAGGAUGUGGACGAGCCAGAGCAGCAGGGGGGAGGCGGGGGCUUCCCCUUUGGGCAGAACGUCAGGUUCCACUUCCAAGGGGGAGGAGGAGGUUUCCCAGGUGGUUUCCCAGGUGGAUUUCCUGGGGGUUUCCAUUUUCAACAGGGGUAA
Molecule: messenger RNA, 1473 nt
Organism: Closterium sp. Naga37s-1
Lineage: Eukaryota; Viridiplantae; Streptophyta; Zygnematophyceae; Desmidiales; Closteriaceae
Source: the annotation of a GenBank genome assembly